Telopea speciosissima is the source of this 1077-nucleotide messenger RNA. RefSeq lists its product as uncharacterized. The record is from RefSeq and is a predicted model, not a curated record. Lineage: Eukaryota; Viridiplantae; Streptophyta; Magnoliopsida; Proteales; Proteaceae. Bases 1 to 1077 code for a protein of 358 amino acids. The transcript has a single exon.
AUGGCCUCAAGAAAUCACCACGUGCGUGGUAUGGAAAGUUCAGUGCGGCGCUUAUCAAAUUUGGGUUCAGAAGAGGAGAAUGAUUCUUUAAUAUUUGUCAAAACAAGUGACAAUGGUAUUGUGGUGGUCCUAGUGUACGUUGACAACAUUGUCAUUACUGGCAACAAUCUCUCUAGAAUUAAUACUCUCAAAUAUCAUUUGAGCAAAGCAUUUGAUAUCAAAGAUCUAGGUAAGCUAAGAUAUUUUCUUGGCAUUGAAAUUGCUAGCUCCCAGAAAGGAUUGUUCCUCUCUCAACGAAAAUAUGUCUUGGACUUGUUAAGAGAAACUGGCAAACUGGGAGUUAAACCAGGUAGUGUUCCCAUGGAUUAUAGUAGUAAAUUUACUACUAAUGACACUUUAUUGCAAGAUCAAGUGUCAUUAGUAGUAAUUUACCUGACAAUUACUAGACCUGACAUCGCCUUUGCUGUUAGUUAUGUAAGUCAAUUCAUGCAAGCUCCUACAGAAGGGCAUAUGGAAUUGGUUGAGCAUAUUUUACAAUAUCUAAAGUCAUCUCCAGGAAGAGGAAUCUUGAUGCAGAAAAAUGGUCACACAAAAAUUGAAGGAUACACCGAUGCUGAUUGCGCAAGUAAUCCCACGGACAGAAGAUCGACUACUGGUUUAUGUACUUUCGUUGGUGGAAAUAUUGUUACUUGGAAGAGUAAAAAACAAAAUGUUGUGGCCCGUUCUAGUGUAGAAGCUAAGUAUCGAGCCAUGGCAUCUGCUGCAAGUGAGAUUGUGUGGCUUCGAUUGUUAUUGAAAGAAUUGGGGUGUGACUCAUCUUCCUGUCCUACAAAUCUGUUCUGUGACAAUCAACGUACAACUCGCAUUGCUUCAAAUCCUGUCUUCCAUGAAAGGACCAAACGCAUAGAGGUGUACAAUCAUUUUGUGCGGGAAAAUGUGCAGGAUAAAACAAUUGAAACUCCAUAUGUUCGGAGUGAAGACAAACUGGCUGAUAUUUUCACAAAGGCAUCGCAGAAGGGUUCAUUUCAAGAUAUGAUUAACAAGUUGACCUUUGAUGAUAUCUUCGCUCCAACUUGA